Messenger RNA from Iphiclides podalirius (scarce swallowtail), 2034 nucleotides. The record is from the annotation of a GenBank genome assembly. NCBI's taxonomy places the organism in Eukaryota, Metazoa, Arthropoda, Insecta, Lepidoptera, Papilionidae.
AUGACCUGUUGGCUAAUCGUGUACACUUGUCACUUAUUGCUGGGGCUGCUAGUUCAAGGUCUAGAUGUCCAGGGCCAGCCGCAGAGGGGCCACAAGAUCUGCAGCUCUUACGGCUACCAGCUCGUCGAGGGGAUUUUCGGCAAGGAGAACUACUGGCUCUGCUUAAAGCUUAAGUCUAUAGGUUCCUCGCCUCUAACGACUCAGCAGACCGCUCUACUCGUUGACCCCGAGCCUGAAGAUACAAGUCAAGGGGUUUACACGACAAUUGCGGAUAUUACAAUGGCCUACGGUUUCCCACUAGAAGACCCCGGAGCGGGAUCAGCUGAGGGAUACAUUGGAGACGAUCAUCAGUUUUACGGAGUAUUACAUUUAGGCAACCGCACGCUUCACGCCGACCCUUACGGCAGAGAUGACCCACAAAAGUCCUUCGGAGCCUUUGAGAACGACAACAUGGUAGCCCCGCUGCGCCCUCGCCGCGAUCAUACCCAGGAAGAGGAGACCAAGCCACCUUUCCCGUACCAUAUUGAAGAACAUAGCCGAAUCGUCGGCAUUGCAACGGCCAGGAUCUGCGAUCUCCUACUCCUGGCCGACAGGGAGUUCUUCGAGAAGGACGCGAACUCCAGCCUUAAGCACGUGGUGCGAAGGAUGAUGCACGCCGUUGCCCAAGCCGACAUAAUAUUCAGGAACGCAGAUUUCGACGAGGAUGGCACGCCGGAUAAUAUCGGUUUCUCCGUGAAAUACAUUCUUGUGCUGACAUCGAACGAAACCAACGCUCGUGUGUUUGGCGACCUGCUGAAAGAGCGCGCCAUAGACGGAAGGAACUAUUUGAUGCGAUUCGCGAGGCUUCGUAGGCUUUCCGAAGUUUGUCUUGGCGUGGCCUUCUCAGGGCAUGUGUUCCACAACAGAACUCUGGGCUUGAGCUUCACGUCGCUUGGCGGCGGGAUGGGGGGCGCCGCGGGGGGCCUUUGCGACCGUCGGGCUUACGGGCGCUCCUUCAACACGCUGGCUUUGGCCCACGCCACCGCCGACGACAAGGAUCGGGUGCCCGAGCGCAUAGCCGCCCUCACGCUCGCACAUGAAAUGGGUCACAGUUUUGGCGCGCACCACGACGACAACUUCCCCAACCCCGAGUGCCGCGGCUACCUGAUGGGCUCGCAGUCCUCCACCACGGAGAGCGGCCAUCACUUCGAGUUUUCGCUGUGCAGCAAACGCCUAAUUGCCGCGACGCUAAGCAGCAUGAGCUACUGCCUCGUCGAGCAGGACAGACCUUACUGCGGUAACGGCAUAGUGGAGGAGGGUGAGGCAUGCGACUGUGGUCUACCCUCUCAGUGCAACCGCAGGGACCCUUGCUGCACGCCGCGGGCUGGAGGUGCCCUGGUCUACGAAGAAGGAAUGUCUGCUUCACAAUCAACCAAGAAACGAAAAACCUGGGAUGAAGAAAAAAUGGCAGAAGCUAUAAAAUUCGUCCGGGGAAAUAUAAGGGGAUAUUUGAAAGCAGCACUGCAUUUUGAAAGAAAAGCUGCUAUAGCAACAGUCAUAACAUCUUCACCCUACAAAAAUUAUUUAGUAAAUAAAAAUAUGAAGAGACAAGAAAAAGAAAGUAAGACAAAGAAUAAGAAGAAAACUGCGAAGAGAAACAAACAAACGAAGAAAAAUAGAAAUGAUCGUGAAGAAGAAGACUCUGAGGAACGGGACGUCAUCCAGUUUGAUGAAGACAGUGAACAUGAUGAGUUGAUGGACCAAGUAUCUCCUGACUCUGCUGAUGCAGAAUGUAUGUUCUGUUCAAACCUUUUCUCCAUGGAUAAAAGUGGAGAAAGCUGGAUUAAAUGCUUGAUGUGUGGACUCUGGGCACAUUAUGAUUGUGCUGGUCCAGAGUUUGAUACUUGGAUCUGUGACUUUUGCAAGGCGCUGCAUAAGGAAGGCUGCUCCGUGGCCCCGUCGGCAACUUGCCAUCCGUCGCAGGGGCUCUGUUGCAACGCGGACUGCCAGUUUGCGGACCUGAAGCAGAGCGGCAUUGUACGCAGUGACAUACCG